CCAACAUGUCUGCGCCCAUGAAUGUCAACAUUUGGAACAUGUUAUUUUUGUAUUUUUAAGGAAAGAAGUUUAAAGACAAUCGGCAUGAUCAAGUUUAUAGAUGUCUACUGUUUGCAUUAUUGAAGAGAAGUGUUGUAAAAAAUAUCAAAACAUGAAAUAACCGGUCAACCAGUGGUCCAUCUGUUAGACUAUUGAAAAUCUUACGUAAUAACACAGCCGGAUACACAUAAACCAAAAAGUUUGGAGAUCUGAUGCAACAAAUAUGACCAUUUUGAUGAGAAAUUGUAUCUUGUUAAGUCAAAGAUUGACUUCUAAUAAUAUCAGACAUAGGUCAUCAGUUAUUGGCAGACAAGUUUUGAAAGUGAAAUGUGAUAAACCAAAAGUCUUCCAUAUUUUUAAAAGAUUUGCUAAUGUCAAAGCUACCAAUAAAAAGGCACCUGACAACAUAAAGAAAAAGACAUAUGAAAUAAGGAGAUUGUUUUCUCUUGCAAAACCAGAGAGAUGGAAGUUGUCAGGUGCUGUUGUUUUAUUGAUCGUAUCAAGUGGUGUUUCUAUGGCAGUUCCAUUCUGUAUUGGAAAAGUUAUAGAUAUCAUUUAUUCACCAUCUGAACGAGAAAAAAUGAAAGAGAAACUAACUACGUUCUGUCAAAUAAUGGUUGGUGUAUUUAUUGUUGGUGCCGUAGCAAACUUUGGAAGAGUUUAUUUAAUGUCAGUUUCAGGAAAUAGAAUUAUUAAUAGACUUCGACAAACACUUUUUUCAUCAAUAAUGCGCCAAGAAAUGGGCUUCUUUGACAAAACAAAGACUGGGGAAUUAGUAAAUAGAUUAUCUGCAGACACACUUCUUGUAGGCCAGUCUGUUACUCAAAACAUAUCAGAUGGACUGAGAGCUGUGGCACAAGCCACAGGUGGAGUGGGUAUGAUGAUGUACGUGUCCCCUAAGCUGACAGGUAUAGCUUUGUUGAUAGUUCCACCAGUAUCCAUUAUGGCUCGAUAUUAUGGAAGAUUUUUACGGGCUAUCACAAAAGAUGUGCAAGAUUCACUAGCAAACACUACACAGAUAGCAGAGGAAAAGAUUAGCAAUAUAAGAACAGUCAGAGCAUUUGGUCAUGAAACUACAGAAGAAGAUCGUUAUAAUACAGGGAUCAAACGUGUUCUUGACUUAACUUAUAAAGAGGCUCUUAUGAGGGCUGCGUUCUUUGGUUCAGUUGGUUUAGCAGGAAAUUGUGUAGUUCUCUCUGUAUUUUAUUAUGGAGGAACAAUGAUGACAGAAUCUCAAAUCUCAGUUGGUGAUCUCUCUGCAUUCUUGUUGUAUGCUGCCUACAUUGGUGUUUCUUUAGGAGGAAUGACAUCAUUUUACUCAGAGAUGAUGAAGGGACUAGGUGCUAGUACUAGAUUGUGGGAAUUAACAGACAGAACUUCUUCUAUACCAGUACAUGGUGGUCUUAUUCCAACUUCACCAGUAAUAGGUAAUAUACAAUUUACUGACGUCCGAUUUAUCUACCCUUCCAGAGAAGAUGUUGUGAUAUUUGAUAAAUUAUCAUUAUUAGUACCAUCAGGGUCCAUUACUGCUGUCGUUGGUCCAAGUGGUUCAGGGAAAUCAACGGUUGGAUCCUUACUACUGAGAUAUUAUGACCCUUCACAAGGUUCAGUAACAUUAGAUGGUGAAGAUAUAAAAAAGAUAGAUCCUACCUGGCUAAGGGGUCAGAUAGGAACUGUUAGUCAGGAGCCUGUAUUAUUUUCAUGUUCAGUAAGAGAUAACAUAGCCUAUGGCUCACUAGACCCUACCACAGUUACAGAUGAGGAGAUUUACGAGGCAGCAAAGAAAGCCAAUGCAUAUCAUUUUAUCAACUCAUUCCCAGAUAAAUUCAACACAAUGGUCGGAGAAAGAGGACAGACUUUGUCAGGGGGACAAAGACAAAGAGUUGCAAUAGCCAGAGCGAUCCUUAAGAAUCCAAAAAUUCUUAUUCUUGAUGAAGCAACCAGUGCCUUAGAUGCUGAGAGUGAAUAUUUAGUACAUGAAGCUUUAGAAAGACUGAUGGUUGGUCGUACAGUAAUAACAAUAGCUCAUCGUCUGUCCACUAUUAAGUCUGCUGACCAGAUAGCUGUUAUAAAUCACGGACAUGUAUCAGAAAUAGGAAGUUAUAGUCAGUUAAUGGACAUUCCAGACGGACUUUUCAGGAAACUUGUUGAGAGACAAACUAUAACUGUUGAUGUUAACGGGUCUUAAGUUAUUCAUUUAAAAAGUAGAUUACACAUGAACUUCCCCUUUUCAUUAUUUAUUAUUAAUGAAUCUAUAGAUUAGAUGACCAGUGUUAAAAGAUGUGCAUGUCUAUGGUCAAGGAUUGUAUAGAUUUUUGUGAGGUCUUCAUUUUUUAAAUAUUGAAAUUGUUGCUCAUGUAG
This is a messenger RNA of Mytilus trossulus (common blue mussel), 2400 nucleotides long. RefSeq names its product ATP-binding cassette sub-family B member 10, mitochondrial-like. NCBI's taxonomy places the organism in Eukaryota, Metazoa, Mollusca, Bivalvia, Mytilida, Mytilidae. The transcript is spliced from 13 exons. Gene Ontology annotation, cellular component: mitochondrial inner membrane. Gene Ontology annotation, biological process: oligopeptide export from mitochondrion. Gene Ontology annotation, molecular function: ABC-type oligopeptide transporter activity; ATP hydrolysis activity; ATP binding. The record is from RefSeq and is a predicted model, not a curated record. The coding region runs from base 263 to 2227 and encodes 654 amino acids.